AUGUUAAAGAUAUGGACGAUGAAACAAAAGCAGCAGCAGGACGCAAAUGCGGAUGCUGCUGCAGGAACAAGGAAGAAGAAAGUUACUGCAGCACAGCUGCGCGUCCAAAAAGAUCUAUCUGAACUCUCCCUACCUAAUACCAUGAGGACAAACUUCAAAGACCCAGACGACCUGCUGAACUUUGAGCUUACCAUCGAGCCAGAUGAGGGGAUGUAUAAAGGAGGGCAGUUUCAUUUUUCAUUCGAGAUCAGCCAGGAAUUCCCCCACCAAGCACCCAAAGUCCUUUGCAAGGAGAAGAUAUACCAUCCGAACAUCGACCUCCAGGGCAAAGUGUGCUUGAACAUCCUACGAGAGGACUGGAAGCCGGUUUUAAAUUUACAAGCUGUGAUCGUGGGCCUACAGUUUCUCUUCCUCGAGCCAAAUGCAUCCGAUCCCCUGAAUAAAGAAGCGGCAGAUGAUUUACGGUCGAACAGAGAAGGAUUCAAGCGCAAUGUUAGACAAGCUAUGGGCGGCGGGAUAGUGCGGAGUGAGGUUUUCGAUAAAGUCCUGAAAACUCGGGAAUAG
Molecule: messenger RNA, 564 nt
Organism: Venustampulla echinocandica
Lineage: Eukaryota; Fungi; Ascomycota; Leotiomycetes; Helotiales; Pleuroascaceae
Product: Ubiquitin-conjugating enzyme
Exons: 4
Coding region: 1-564 (187 amino acids)
Source: RefSeq, a predicted model, not a curated record